GGGAUAUCACGAGUUAGAGACAGAGGACGAAUUUUCUGGUGCACCGUCAGUUGAGGCAGUUGAUGUGUUGGGGAAUUAUUCUUCUGAUGACGAGGGUUUUUGUGUUAGAGAGGACUGUGAAGGAGUCCUACUAGGGGAUUAGUACAUAAUCUGUUUUUAAUGGAAUUUAUUUAUGUAUAUAGUCUGUUUUAAAUAGAUUUUGUUAUGGUUUCAAGGAUCCAACAUGGUGAAGUUUCAAGAAAACUUGUCUAGAGGAGGAAUGUCUAGAGGAGGACUGUCUAGAGGAGGAAUGCCUCGUCGAAGUUUGCGUCAACAAGGAAUAGAUGUCACUCCUAUUGGAAAGGCGAUCAAAAAAGUGGUUGGCCAACGAAAAAAAAGAAAAACUAGACAGAUAAAUGAAGUAGUAGAUAAAGAGACAGAGGAAGAAGUUGGUGAAGACAUGGAGAAAGACGUUGGUGAAGACAUGGAGAAAAACGUUGGUGAAGAGAAUGUAUAGAAGUUGGUCAAACUGUUGAGAAAGAAGUUGAGCAACAGGUUAGAGAAGAACAUGUUGAGGAAGAAGUUGAGCAACAGGUUGGAGAAGAACAUGUUGAGGAAGAAGUUGCUAUAACAAAGAAGAAGAGAACCAGAGGCUUGACCAAAAUGCAGAAAGUGGCAAAAGACCCUCUGGUUAAGGUUGAUGUGCAAUUCACUACAACUGGCAAACAUUAUGGACCUGGUUCAGUAACCCUUUCAUCAUUCCUGGGUCCACUUGUAAGGGAGCAUGUGUCGGUUCUACGUGAAGAUUGGAGGCAGCUCGAUGAUCAGACAGAGGACAUACUAUGGGAGGAAAUUCAGGGGAAAUUUAAUUUGACAGAAGAAUGGCAGAAAGAUGCAGUUUUCCAGCAGAUGGGUUGUUUGUGGAGGGCUUCCAAGUAUAGACUUGUUUCCCAGUUGCGUGCUGCAAAAAGUAACGCUGUGAGACUUAACUUAAAACCAAGCAACAUACAAUCUAUUGAAACUUGGAAUACAUGGGUGAAGAACAUGACUAGCCCAUCGUUUCAGAUAAGAAGUAACAAAUACAGAGAACUAAGGAGGGCUCAGAUACCCCACACCACAAGCCGCAAAGGAAUGUUUCGCCUAUCUCAGGAGAUGAAAGAAAAGAGUUCAGACCCCAAACAGGUUACAAGGAGUAAGGUGUGGCUAGUAGGACACACCUAUACAGAUGGGACCCCUGUGCGUCCAGAAUUUGCAGAUACAUUUGAAAAAAUUCAGUCAGUUGAUAGUCAGAUGGACUCCACAUCUUGUGAUAAUGUUAGAGAAGAUGCUGUUAGUCAAGUACUCGGAAAAGACAAAUGUGGAAGAGUUAGAGGGUUGGGUAGAGGUGUUACCAUUACUAAGCUAGCAUUCCGUCAGGCUAGAGAUUCAAAAGUAGAAAAUCUUGAGGCUAAACAAGUUGAAUUGAUUAGCAAGGUGGACCACUUGAAUAUGUAGUUCGUCAAUUAGCUGGGAAGCGUAGUGAUCAUGGGUCUUCUCAAUCGGAAAUAAGUGAUGUUAGCAAAGGAGGAAUUAGGUGUCAGCUCCUUGACUGGUAUGCAGUAGAAGAUAUUGUUGUCGGGGAAGAAGAAUUUUGCUCUGCUGAGCCAACAUACAAGAUUGGUCGCAUUCCUCCUCGCCCUAAUGCGGCAGCUGUUAUAGUGAAGAGUGUAGUAAAGACAGAAGCUUCUCUCUGGAGGCCUACACAAACCCAAUUCUCGCUUGAAGAUGUUGUGGGAGUCAAAAUUCCAUGGCCGGUUGA
Messenger RNA from Brassica napus (rape), 1777 nucleotides. RefSeq lists its product as uncharacterized. Lineage: Eukaryota; Viridiplantae; Streptophyta; Magnoliopsida; Brassicales; Brassicaceae. Bases 643 to 1473 code for a protein of 276 amino acids. The transcript has 5 exons. The record is from RefSeq and is a predicted model, not a curated record.